Molecule: messenger RNA, 7607 nt
Organism: Bubalus bubalis (water buffalo)
Lineage: Eukaryota; Metazoa; Chordata; Mammalia; Artiodactyla; Bovidae
Gene: PIK3R5
Product: phosphoinositide-3-kinase regulatory subunit 5
Exons: 19
Coding region: 3258-5930 (890 amino acids)
Biological process (GO): G protein-coupled receptor signaling pathway; positive regulation of MAP kinase activity
Cellular component (GO): phosphatidylinositol 3-kinase complex, class IB
Molecular function (GO): 1-phosphatidylinositol-3-kinase regulator activity
Source: RefSeq, a predicted model, not a curated record
UGGUGAAGGACAGAGAAGCUUGGCAUGCUGCAGUCCAUGGGGUCGCAAAGAGUCAGACACGACUGAGCAACUGAACAGAUACGUAUCUUUCUGAGUAGACAUUAAAACCCAUGAGUUGAUACUGAUUUCUCCAAUUCCAGUCCUACACCACAAGUUGGUUCAUUCUAGACUUAUCCCUUUCCUUAUCUGUAACUUCUUUCUCUAACAGUAAGAAACUGGCUCUCAAUAUCUGUGAUCUGUUUGCUAAUUUGUUCGGUCCUAGCAUACAGUGCUAGUGGUAAAGAAUCCGCCUGCAAUGCAGGAAUGCAAGAGACACAGGUUUGAUUCCUGGGUAGGGCAUAUCCCCUGGAGAAGGAAACAGCAACCCACUCCAGCAUUGUUGCUUGGGAAAUUCCAUGGACAAAGCAGUGGGCUACAGUCUGUGGGGUCGUACAGAGUCAAACAUGACUGAGCAUAUACACACCCAACAUACACAUGAAGGAGUUUCAGGAUUUAUAACCCACAUCUCUAUAAGAAGCAAGUUUAGUAACUAGAACGCAGUAUUCAUAUAUGGUUCUUUUUGUCUUUAGCCUUACAGUAUGCAGUGGAAGUACUGUUUUCCAGUUACUCAAGUUAGUUUCUGUAUUCCCAUUCCUUACAGUGUGGUUCUACUAAUCAUUUAAUAGUACAGUUAAGGUAAUUUGUUGUUUGGUUGUUUGGUUCCUACUUUUUCCCCCCGCUCCUCCCCAGAUCCUGGUUGAUUUAUUUCAUUUAAAUUUCUUUUUAAUUUAUUUAUGUAUUUGGCUGCACAGAGUCUUAGUUGCAGCAUGUGGGAUCUAGUUCCCUGACCAUGGGUCAGACCUAGGCCCCCUGCACUGGGAGCGCAGUCUUAGCCACUGGACCAGCAGGGAAGUCCUCUAUUUAUUUCAUUUGGGAUAUGUAAAAUAUUGCUAUGGUUCCAAGAGUUGAAGCCAUAUAUGAAGGUCUCCUCAGAGAAGAGCUACUCCUCCUUACCCCCCAUCUCAUUCCGUUACCCCUUCCAUCUCACCCCAGUCUCCUUGGUUUCUGGUAUAUCCUUCCUGUAUUGGAAAUGAAAUUUUUACAAAUUAGUUCAAAGGAGAGAUUCUGCCUUAUGAAGAGACAUGAGGAGGAGACUGGUGACACAGAAGGGAGGUGAAGCCUCAGAGGACCGUAGGAAGGGGGAGAGGGAGGGGUGACCCAGGACCAAAGCAGUGGGGCCAGCCCAGUACCACAGGCCUUGGUGUUUCUCAUAUGUCCACCUAUGGGACUAAGUCUUCAAAACGUGGGCCUGGAAUAUUCCAGAACACAAAGUUAGCAGUGUGGAGUGUUGCCAGAGCCUGGAGGCCCAUACUUCCCUCUCUAGGAGAUGUAGACUCCACAAUUCUGCUGUUUUCCACUAAAUCCCUCAAGAAAAGAACCUUUCUUCCUGGCCGCAUGUAGGGCUGCAUCAGGAAACCAGGCCGACCCUGCCCAGGACGGGAGGCGCCUCCUGUCUUGCAUCGCGGGGUCAUGUCAUCAGGAAAAUAGGUGGUUUUCCUCUGCCCUCCAGCACCUGCUCCCCACACCCUGAGCCAUCAGACCUCACUGGCCUCACUGGCCUGCUCAGGUCCCCGGUGAGGACUCAUCCUUACUGGCUCAGAAGAGGAACUUGGAGGUGGAGGCAGGCCCUGUUGUUGAGUGUUUCAACACUCCCCCACUGAGGGUGAAAGAGGGGGGCAAUUCCCAUUCCUGGCAGCAGCUGGAAUUUCACAACUUGACCUCCUGGUAGUAAGGUGGCAGGGCUGGGGGCUGGGGGGUUGGUAGGGGGAUGCCAAGGGAAGCCAGGCCUUGCCCACCAAGCCUUUGAGAAAAGUCAUCAUCCUAGUGAGGGAGAGGUACCCCCUCUUCCCCUUUCAUCUCUGCCCCAAAGCCACUGGAGUUCUGCUGACAAGUCACCAAAGGCGGCUGAUGACUGACUCAUCAGACGGAAGUGAGCUUGCCAGAGGGCUGGGCUGUGAACCGCAGUGUGCUGGGCUAACCCGCCUUUGCAGCCAGGAUCCCCGGCCAGGCUCCCAUCCCUCAGCUCCCAGGACCCAGCACCUCAGGGAGGUCCUGCCUCUGUGAAGAGCCAGGUCAAGCUCAAGAUGGCCUCAGGGUACCAGGGAGACUGCCUAGUUCCUCAAGGAUAAGGUCUUGAUUGUCUCUGAAUGAGCAGCCGAAGACACGGAGGCCUGGAGAUGGGAAAGUUGCUUGGGGCCCAGAGACAGGGAGAAGCCUGGCCCUGUGGCACUGGACGGGGUGCUGGGGAGCAGCCUUCAGCGUCCGUGCGUCCACUGUCAGCAGCCCAGGACACUGCUCUGAGGAUGGGGCAGCGGCAGACAUGAUGUCGGCUGAGGAUGUGUGUUUGCGUCCUGCCUCUGCGUCAGACAUGCUGGGACAUCGGAGGGCACUCAUUCCUGCCUCCUGACACAGCCAGCUUGUCUGUUGCAGCAGGGAUUGGAUGGAGGGACCUUUAAACUUAGUUCACUGGUAUGGCUCAGUGAUAAAGAAUCCACCUGCCAAUGCAGGAGACACAGGUUUGAUCCCAGAUCAGGAAGAUCCCCUGGAGGAGGGAAUGGCAAUCCACUCCAGUAUUUUUGCCUAGAGAAUCCCAUAGACAGAGAAGCCUGGCAGGCUACAGUCCAUGGGGUCACAAAGAGUCAGACAUGACUGAGAGAAGGGAAAAGGAACACACCAGGUUCUGCCUUUUCUCUGAGCGAGAGAACACCUGGGCCCUUUGAGCCAUCGUGGUCAUCACUCAGUCUGACUGAGGUUGUUGCUUCUGGGGGCCCUGGUCCUCUUCCUGGAGGAGGCAGGGCUGCUGUGGGCAGCUAAUAUAGACACGUGUGGUGGGAAUGGAGGUCUCCUAAAGCAAGAUCAUGUUAGUUAACUGAGUCUACACUCGCUGCGGUAGUAACAAAAAAUGUUAUUUUUCUCCCAGCAACUGUAUCUGACUGGGCCAAGGAGCAGUCAGAGCCAAACUGUCUGGGUUGCCACCCCUAGCUGUGUGACCUUAGGCAAGUUGUUUAACCUCUCUGUGCUACAGAGUGCCCACGCUCCCUCUGGCUUCCCCCCAAAGUGUCCAGUCUUCAGCCUCUUACUGCUUUGUUUCCCUUACCAGGCUGGAGGCCCUCCAGGUGAAGAAUCAACAAAAUAGCUCCAGUCCAGCUUUUCAUCCUAGUAUCCUAGAUUGAACCCGUGUCUCUUGCGUCUCCCGCAUUGGCAGGCGAUGACUCAGGAUGCAGCAAGGGGCCACGACAUGCACGGAGGACCGCAUCCAGCACGCCCUGGAGCGCUGCUUGCAUGGGCUCAGCCUCAGCCGCCGCUCCACCUCCUGGUCAGCUGGGUUGUGUCUGAACUGCUGGAGCCUGCAGGAGCUGGUGAGCAGGGACCCGGGCCACUUCCUUAUCCUCCUGGAGCAGAUCCUGCAGAAGACCCGAGAGGUCCAAGAGAAGGGCACCUAUGACCUCCUGGCCCCCCUGGCCCUGCUGUUCUACUCCACUGUCCUCUGUACGCCACACUUCCCGCCAGACUCAGACCUCCUUCUGAAAGCAUCCAGAACCUACCACCGAUUCCUGACCUGGCCCGUUCCUUACUGUAGCAUCUGCCAGGAACUGCUCACCUUCAUCGAUGCUGAACUGAAGGCCCCAGGAAUCUCCUACCAGCGACUGGUGAGGGCCGAGCAGGGCCUGUCCACUAGGAGUCACCGCAGCUCCACUGUCACUGUGCUCUUGCUGAACCCGGUGGAGGUGCAGGCCGAGUUCCUCGCCGUGGCCAACCAGCUGAGCACGCCCGGGCCCUCGCCGCACAGCACCUACACCACCCUGCUCCUGCACGCCUUCCAGGCCACCUUUGGGCCCCACUGCGACCUGCCGGGUUUGCACUGCAGGCUGCAGUCCAAGACCCUGGCCGAGCUUGAGGACAUCUUCACAGAGACGGCGGAGGCCCAGGAACUGGCAUCCGGCAUCGGGGAUGCUGCCGAGGCCCGCCAGUGGCUCAGGACCAAGCUGCAGGCGGUGGGAGAGAAAGCCGGCUUCCCUGGUGUCCUAGACACCGCCAAACCCGGCAAGCUGCGCACCAUCCCCAUGCCCGUGGCCAGGUGCUACACCUACAGCUGGAACCAGGACAGCUUCGACAUCCUGCAGGAAAUCCUGCUGAAGGAACAGGAGCUGCUCCAACCGGGCAUCCUGGGGGACGACGAGGAUGAGGACGGAGAGGAGGAGGACGAGGACGAGGACGAGGAGGAGGAGGAGGAUUUGGACAGCGACAGGCACUGUGCCGAGAGGGACUCUCUACUCUCCACCAGCUCCGCGGCCUCCCGCGACUCCACCCUGUCCCUUGCCUCAUCCCAGGCCUCAGGACCCACCCUCCACCGCCAGCUGCUGACCUCCUUCGUGUCGGGCCUGUCAGACGGCAUGGACAGUGGCUACGUGGAGGACAGUGAGGAGAGCUCCUUCGAGAGGCCCAAGAGGCCUGGCACCCAGGAACGCCGGGGCCACCGCAGGUCCGGACAGAAGUUCAACAGGAUCUAUAAACUCUUCAAGAGCACCAGCCAGCUCGUGCUGCGAAGGGACUCCCGGGCCCUGGAGGGCGGCCCAGAGGGCGCCCUGCCCCUGCGGCGGGCCGGCAGCCUCUGCAGCCCCGUCAGCCCCCUGGACGGCCCGCGGCCCACCUCCCGAGCCCAGCGCUCACGCUCCCUGCCCCAGGCAAAACUCAGCCCCCCGCUGCCCAGCUGGCUCCUGGCCCCCGCCUCCCGCCACCAGCGCCGCCGCCCCUUCCUGAGCGGGGACGAGGACCCCAAGGCCUCCACGCUUCGAGUCGUGGUCUUCGGCUCCGAUCGGAUCUCGGGGAAGGUGGCCCGGGCGUACAGCAAACUGCGGCGGCUGGAGAGCAACCGUCCGCUCCUCACGAGGUUCUUCAAGCUCCAGUUCUUCUACGUGCCCGUGAAGCGGAGCCAAGGAGCUGGUGGCUGCACCAGCCCAGCUUCUCCAUGCCAGACGUCCCCCCUCCCCGCAGACUCCCCGAGGCACCCCAGCCCUGCGGAGCUGGGCGCAGCCCCCUGGGGGGAGAGCACCAACGACAUCUCCCACUACCUCGGCAUGCUCGACCCCUGGUAUGAGCGCAACGUGCUGGGCCUCAUGCACCUGCCCCCCGAAGUCCUGUGCCAGCAGUCUCUGAAGGCCGAGUCCCGGCCCCUGGAAGGCUCCCCUGCCCAGCUGCCCAUCCUGGCCGACAUGCUGCUCUAUUACUGCCGCUUCGCUGCCCGCCCGGUGCUGCUACAGGUCUAUCAGACCGAGCUGACCUUCAUCACCGGGGAGAAGACGACAGAGAUCUUCAUCCACUCCCUGGAGCUGGGUCACUCUGCUGCCAUGCGUGCCAUCAAGGCUUCAGGUCCUGGCAGCAAGCGGCUGGGCAUCGACGGUGACCGGGAGGCCGUCCCGCUAACACUACAGAUUAUCUACAGCAAGGGGGCCAUCAGUGGACGCAGUCGCUGGAGCAACAUGGAGAAGGUCUGCACCUCCGUCAACCUCAGCAAGGCCUGCCGGCAGCAGGAGGAGUUAGACUUGAGCACAGAGGCCCUGACGCUAAACCUGACAGAAGUGGUGAAAAGGCAGAACCCUAAAUCUAAGAAGGGCUUCAACCAGAUUACCACGUCGCAGGUCAAAGUGGACAAGGUGCAGAUCAUCGGCUCUAACAGCUGCCCCUUUGCUGUGUGCCUGGACCAGGACGAGCGGAAGAUCCUGCAGAGUGUGGUUAGGUGUGAGGUCUCGCCCUGCUACAAGCCCGAGAAGAGCAACCUCUGCCCCCAGCCCCAGAGGCCCUCCUACCCACCGGCACAGGGGCAGACCACGCCCGACCUCUGCUCCCUGCUCUGUCUGCCCAUCAUGACCUUCAGCGGAGCUCUGCCUUAGCUGUGCAGCACCAGCCUGGACAGGAAGCCCGGGGGCAGCCUUCUUGGGGCCGCCUUUUCCUGGGAGGGCCUGUCUCCUGGUGGACAGCUGAAUGGCCCUUUGCUGGGUCAGGGUCCCCACCGUGGGCUCUGCAGCAGACAGGGGGUUAAUGGUGCCUCAGGGCUCUGUUUGGGAAAAAAAACAACCAGGCAUUAGGGGGAGGGACCUGGCCUCACAGCCCCUCAGAUUCCUCAGUUAGAGAGGAGAGGGAUGGGUGAGCCGACCUGUGGAGGCCCUGCCCUCUAGAUGGUCUAGGAUCCUCUCUAGAAGGAAGAUCCGAGGCUCUGGUGCUCUUGGGGGUGGAGGGGUUAGGGCUCCCCUCUCGACCCUUGGCCAGGCCCUCCCCUUACUUUGUCAGAGACUUGUGGGGUGGGGGCAGUCCCCCUACCUGGGGUUCAGGUAGUAGAAACAUGGGUGUUAUUUUUCUGACCCCAGUGCCGCCCCCUACCCCCUUCUCCAUCUGUCUUUCUCUCUCACACACACACUUUCUCUCUCUCAAAUUCCCUGGGUCUUCUAAAAAACAGCGUCAACACCUGUUUACUGUCAGGACUCAGAGCAGACUCUUUCUGGAGCCCCUUCCUGGAUCGAGAUUCUUGGAGGAGACAGGACAAGCCUAGAUUCAGUGGCAGCUCAGUGACCUGCUGGCUAAAUGGCCAGAAGGAAGUGAAUUAGCGUCUUCAACCUCUCUUUGUUGAGCGCUAAAGGGGGUGACAAGGCCUCCUUAAAGGGUUGAGACAAGACUGCAGAGCUCCUGGCCCAGCAACCCUCUCAGGUGCUCAGGAAAGGUCAGCGGCCUCACCCCCUGAGCGCUGAGGCCCCGGUCUGGUGGCGGAGGGGAGGGAAGGCUCUUCAUUGCCUCUUUUCCAAUUUUCUGCUGAGGCAGGACCCAGAUGAGAGGGGAAGGGACACUUAGCCCUACACUCUGAAGGAGGAAUUGCCUUGGUCUGGGUAAGGAGAGGGUCCACAGCUGCCCCAGCCUUCACCUCUGCCUCUCCCAGGCUGGCCCGCCUGACCCUGCCUCCCAACUCAGUCCAUCACGUGUGGAAUCUUCCAGCCCCAAAGUUCACAGGCACCAUUGUGCCUGGGCAAGUUCCCAGAGGAGCAGAGGGUGGAGAGCUGACCUCAAGGAGCUUAGAGCCUGACUGGGGGCAAAUGGCUGAUAGAACACAAGAGCCAAAAAUUUGUAACCGCCAGAUGGCACUGGUUUGAGAAUCUGGACGCUGAUGUGUGGGCUGGGGUGGUCGGGUGGAAGGCUGGGCUGGGGCUCCGGGUUUGGACUGGGAGAGGUGGGGAAGUAACCACGGACGCAGACAGUUAAAUCGGCACAGAACCCCUCCCGCUCCUGAUUCAUCUGUGCCAACAGCUCUGGGCUCAUAGGAGCCCAUGAAGCCCCAGCCCAGCAUACUCAGGACCUGAGAGGAGUGGACAGAGCGGCUCCAUCUCCCCCUGCCACGUAUUACCAUCCCUCCCCUGUCCAGGCCAUCUGUCCUUGCUCCAGGCCCCCGACAGUGGUUGGCAAUACACCUUCAAUAUUUUUUGUCAUGUGAGUUGGUUGUCCGAUGACAUGAUUGACAGUUAUUCAAGAAUAAAUGAGUGGAAUUUAAUAUUAUUGUCAAAUAAAAUUUGGUUUCUCUUGGA